Molecule: messenger RNA, 7099 nt
Organism: Solea solea (common sole)
Lineage: Eukaryota; Metazoa; Chordata; Actinopteri; Pleuronectiformes; Soleidae
Product: diacylglycerol kinase eta
Exons: 32
Coding region: 503-3835 (1110 amino acids)
Biological process (GO): lipid phosphorylation; intracellular signal transduction; diacylglycerol metabolic process
Molecular function (GO): ATP-dependent diacylglycerol kinase activity
Source: RefSeq, a predicted model, not a curated record
UCUCUCUCUCUCUCCCUCUCUCUCUCUCCCUCUCUCUCUACCUGAUUCAGUUCCGCUCGGACGCUUUCGCGUACAUGACCGCGUCUCUCUCUCUCUCUGCUCGGCGAGCAGCACCGGACAGACCCACGCGCCGCCGCCGCUGCUGCCGCCGCUGACCUCCGCGACGCUGCCGCCUCACGAGCCUCCCAGGCCGGUGUUACAGGAGCGGGAGACACCGACCUCCACCGGGAGGAGGCGAAGGAGAAGAAGAAGGAGGAGGAGGAGGAGGAAGAGUUGGCCCUGGAUUGGAAAACAAGGACGAGUGUGGCGUCCCGGAACCAGCUGUCCCGUUCGUUAUUCCCUCCUCUGCUCCGUCGAGGCUUCAAGUCUUGCCAAGUUUCCUCUCGUUCCUCCCCUUUCAUCCCUUCUUCCUCCUCCUCCUCUGCAGCUGCCAAACUUUCCAUCCAUCUCCACACCUUCUCACGCCCUCUUCUUUCGCUACUCCUUCGCCUUUUGACUGAACAUGGCGUCCAAACUGAACCCCAACGUCCUGUAUGUGGCGGAGCCGGGCGAAUCACUGGGGUCGCCCCAAGCAGACACAGACAGGACUCACAUCAGUGGAGAAGCUGGAGAGGAGUCGUCGGACAGCGACGGUGAACAAGAGGAAACGUCGCACAAACUGAUCCGCAAAGUGUCGACCUCGGGACAAAUCAGGGCCAAGCUCCAUGUGCUUCUCCCAACUGCUCUGGCUAAUGAUCCAUACCACCAGAAAAGUGUGAAGGAGGGAAUCCUGUUGAAGCAGACCAGCUCGUUCCAGAGAUGGAAGAGGAGGUACUUCAAACUGCGAGGGAGGACCCUCUAUUACGCCAAAGACUGCAAGUCUCUGAUUUUUGACGAGGUAGACCUAUCCGAUGCUAGUGUGGCCGAGACGAGCACCAAGAACAUCAACAACAGCUUCACGGUGAUCACACCAUUUCGCAAACUCAUGCUGUGUGCGGAGAGCAGGAAGGAAAUGGAGGACUGGAUCACGGCUCUCAAAUCGGUACAGAAGUGGGAAACCUAUGAGGCCAGCCAGUUCAACAUGGAGCAUUUCUCCGGGAUGCACAACUGGUACGCCUGCUCGCACGCCAGACCGACCUUCUGCAACGUCUGCAGAGAAGCUCUGCCGGGCGUCACCUCCCACGGCCUGUCCUGCGAAGUUUGUAAGUUCAAGGCUCAUAAACGCUGUGCAGUUCGCUCCACCAACAACUGCAAAUGGACCACACUGGCCUCCAUAGGAAAUGACAUCAUCGAGGAUGAGGAUGGGGUGUCGAUGCCGCACCAGUGGCUGGAAGGAAACCUGCCGGUCAGUGCUAGAUGUGUUGUGUGUGACAAGAACUGUGGCAGCGUGCGGCGGCUGCAGGACUGGCGCUGCCUCUGGUGCAAAGCUAUUGUCCAUAACAGCUGUAAAGAACAAAUGGGGAAGGUGUGUCCCUUGGGUCAAUGUCGAGUGUCAAUCAUCCCUCCCACUGUACUCAACAGCAUCGACUCAGACGGCUUCUGGAAGGCCACCUCGGCGUCAUGCUCCAGUCCUCUCCUCGUACUCGUAAACUCCAAAAGUGGCGACAACCAGGGCGUCAAGUUCCUGCGCAAGUUCAAGCAGCUUCUCAACCCGGCUCAAGUCUUUGACCUGAUGAACGGAGGACCGGAGCUCGGCCUUCGGCUUUUCCAGAAGUUUGUGACGUUCCGUAUCCUGGUGUGUGGAGGAGAUGGCAGCGUGGGCUGGGUGCUUUCAGAACUCGAUAAACUCAACCUCCAUAAACAGUGUCAGCUGGGCGUUCUGCCUCUGGGCACCGGGAACGACCUGGCCCGGGUUCUGGGCUGGGGCGGACUCUGUGACGACGACGCUCAGCUGCUGCAGAUCCUGGAGAAGCUGGAAAGAGCCACCACCAAGAUGCUGGACCGGUGGAGCGUGAUGACGUACGAGGUUCCCGCCACAAACAAACACACGCAGUUGGUGAUGAAGGAGGACGACGGCCUCGACUCUCCUCUGCAGGUGCACAUCACUCAGUAUGCAGACUCUGUGGCCUCGCACCUCGCCAAGAUCCUGGACUCGGACAAACACAGUGAUGUCAUUUCCUCUGCCAAGUUCUUGUGUGGGACGGUGAACGAUUUCGUGACAGAGGUCGGGAAGGCGUACGAGAGAGCCACGGAGAACAAGGAGGAGGCCGAUGCCAUGGCAAAGAAGUGUUCGCUGCUGAACGAGAAGCUUGAUUCCCUCGUCAAGGCCUUGAGUGAGGAAGCAGAAGCUCAGGUGGUGCCAGCAGGUUCGGUUCCCACUCAGGAGAGCGGCGGCUCCAGCCCCGGUGAGAGCGGCAGCGAGUUGGGUUCUGAGGGCAAAUCAUACCGGUCCAAGGAGCAGCUGAUGCUGCGGGCUAACAGCUUGAAGAAAGCGCUGAGGCAGAUCAUCGAACAGGCGGAGAAAGUGGUGGACGAACAGAACCGACACACGCAGGUCCAGAGGAUGUCGUCCUCGUCCUCCAUCAAAAGAGAAAACAGCGAGGAGCUGAAGGAUGCCGAGCCACGUCAAGGAAGCUUAAGUCCCACCUCCCCCAUCGUCCUGGAGAAACCAGAGAGCCUUAACACCGUCACCUUCAAUGAGGACUCGGUACAAUGUUCAGAGAAGUGUGUGAUGAACAAUUACUUUGGCAUCGGCUUGGACGCCAAGAUUUCCCUGGAGUUCAACAACAAAAGAGACGAGCACCCAAAAAAAUGCAGUAGUCGCACCAAAAACAUGAUGUGGUACGGAGUACUGGGAACCAAAGAGCUGGUCCAGAAGACGUACAAGAACCUUGAGCAGAGAGUUCAACUGGAGUGUGACGGCGUUCCCAUGUCUCUGCCGAGUCUUCAGGGUUUGGCUGUUCUCAACAUCCCCAGUUACGCCGGAGGCAUCAACUUCUGGGGAGGAACCAAGGAGGAUAAUAACUUCGGGGCUCCGUCCUUUGACGAUAAGAAGUUGGAGGUGGUGGCCGUGUUCGGCAGCAUGCAGAUGGCCAUGUCCAGAGUCAUCAACCUGCAGCACCACCGCAUUGCACAGUGUCGUCAGGUGAAGAUCACCAUCCUCGGGGAGGAGGGCGUUCCGGUGCAGGUGGAUGGCGAAGCUUGGAUCCAACCCCCCGGUAUUGUCAAGAUCGUCCACAAGAACCGGGCCCAGAUGCUCACCAGAGACAGGGCAUUCGAGAGCACGCUGAAGUCGUGGGAGGACAAGAGGAAGAUUGACAGCUACCGCGCCUCAAGGCCACGCCUCAACUCCCAGCAAUCCAUGGAGUAUCUGACGGAGGAGGAGUGCGCUCAGGUCCAGCAGCUCGGCAUGGUGGCCGACACGCUCAUCAACAAAAUUCGUGAAGCAGCCAAGACUCACAAGCUGGUGGAGCAGGAGUUAGCUCACGCCGUCAACGCCACCGCCCUCGUGCUCACCGAGGCCAAACUGUCCAGCCCUGAGUGUCUAAGUCGCAGCACGGCAGUGGAAAUCGUCAACAGCAGUAAAGUUCUUCAGGCCGAGACAAGGAUGAUGCUGGACGGAAAACUGUUGUCGGGUUCUCCAGAGGAGGAGGAGCUUCGGUCAACUCUGAACAGCCUCAGUGCUGAGCUUCACAAGCUGGACGACAUUCACUGGAUUUCUCCACUCAUGCAGUGCUCAGAGGAGGACUUGGUGAGGAUCAGCAGUAAGACCGGCAGCAGCAGCAUGAAACUGAAAAUCAUUCCCAAGGUGAAGAAGGAGAGAGAGAAGCUCCACAAGCAGAAGUCCAACAGCUCUCUCUCAGGAACAUGGGAAGUCAAAGGUGGCGUUGGUGAAGCAGAUUCCUCGGGUAAUUGAUGUCCUGCCUCCUAUUCUCCUGAGAAACCCAGGGGUGAGGAGCAUCUCCUCCCUUCUGACCUCUGACCUCGAUGCUCAGUGGCCGUGAGGAGGAAAAGGAAAACUAUGUCCUUUUUAUUUUGCCAUUUUUCCCGGGUGUUGUUGAACUUUCUUUGAUGGGCCUUGGCUUUGCACAGCAUCGCUUCACCAUCUGCGUUUUGGUUCUGUCGAACCUGCUUGAGCUAGGAAGUGGGCGUGGCUAAAAGCAAAUCAAGCAGCGGGACGAGGGAGGCGUGGAACGACGGCACUAACUCUUUCGUUGACAAUGUUUACGUGGCGCUCCUUGCAUGUCGAGUGCAGCCAUCCUGUUUUAUAUCUAAAUUAUAUUGCAAUUCUUUGUUACUUUAAUUGUUUUGUUUUGGAAAAUUAUGAAUAUACGUUUAAAGGAAACAUUUUUUUUUUUUUAAAUCUUUCUUAAGAGUAUUUAUUCGUUGUUGCUACUGCCAUGAGAACUUCAACGGCAACGAAACGGAACAAACUGAAACAUCUCAAACUUAUCGUCUACUGAACUUCUCUUAAAUGUUGCAAAAAAUAUACAGAGGAAUGUAUUUGUGUGGACUUGUAUUUACCUGAUAAAAAAAAAAACCAAACAAACAAAAAAAAAGCUGAUGUUCUAAUGAUAAUACAAAUAUGAUUUCACAAAAGUUUUAUUGUUGUGGUUCUAAAGUGGUUGUUAGUCGGCUGUCGUGUGACUAUGCAGCAAAAACUAUUGUUCUUGACGAUGAGUCAUUUCAUCUGUAUUCCAGUGAAGAGAUCCGACUGCUGGAUUAAAAAAAAGAAGAAAAAAAGAUUAUAUAUAUACAUACAUAUACGUAUAUAUGUAUAUAUAUAUAUAUACACACACGGUACAUCUGUUGGAUCUUAAAAAUGUGACUUAAGUGGGAGGAGUUUGUUCAUUUCACUUAUUUUUCAGGAUCAUUUCAAGGUGAAAUGACUCAGAUUUUAAUCCGUUUACAGAAGAAGCAUCAACAAAACUUUGCAGCUACGCAGAAUAUUAAUCUUCAUUUGCCAUAUUUUUUGAUUGUACUUGUAUAUUAUAAGAAUAAGAGUCGGUGGAUAUUAGAUCAUUAUUAUUAUUAUUAUUAUUAUUAUUAUUUUUGCCUCGUCUGUGGUUUAAAAAGCUUUUAUUAUAAUUAUGACAAAUAUAUAUAUUAUAUCUAUUUUUUUGUAUAUCUUAUUUUCACAAUGCUAAUCUGUGAAGCUGCUCUGGCUUUGCUGCGCCCACCCCCAACAAACUCCUGAGCCACUGUGUUUAUAAUCCAAGCCAAUUACUGCUGAUCUGUGUCCCUGCAUGAAAACUUCACCCUCUAGCGCCUCACAGUGGCAGCUGCGUGAACUUUUUUGUUUGUUUUUUCCCACCUUUUUAUCUUUUUUUUAAAAAAGAUUUUCUAAUGUACUCAUUGGAAAGUUAAUCAAUUAACAAAAAGAAAACACUGGAGAAAAACUAAAUAAUUAUAUAUAUAUAAAUAUACUGUAUAAUGUGACCUUACUGCAGCUAAAACAGAAACUUGAAAUAUCCUUGCGUACCUUUGGACGUAGCUAGAAAACGUUGACAAGUUCUUUCCAGAUUUCACUGAAAUUAUCCUUUACAACUUCCCAUAUUUUACUUUUUGCGGCCUUUGUUCAAGAUAAAUGACAACAUUUGCAUAUUUUAUGGUGUUUUUUUUGCCCCUAGUUAAGAGAGGAAACAAAAAAAAGGAAGCUAGCAACAGUCAGUUAGCAAGAAAAAAACGUUUUUGUUAGCCAUCUUAUAUAAAGUACCUUUUGUUGAGGUUUGGAUGUGAUAUUUGCGUUUUUUUUGCACCGAGUUAAGAGAAAAAUAGCCUAGCAAAGAAGUAGGCUAGCAACAGUGAACAAAGAAAAGGGUUUUAUUAGCCAACGUUUCAUUAAAAUAUUUUUUUUAACUCUCAAACCAUGGCUAUCUUAAACAUAAGCUAGGCUAAACGUGUUGUGAAUUUAUAUAUCCCCUAUUUUAAUUCAGUCACAAAUUAGAACGCCAUAAAAUACAAGCUACAAAUGUUUACAACCAGUUAGCCGUGCAGGGGAUUACGGCUUAUACAAAAGCUGGUCCAAACUGUUAAAAAUAAUACGACUCAGUUUUGGUGACUUGUAAAGGGUCAUUCCACUGAUUCUUCAAUUCUUGUCCACUUGAAAUUUUUUAAUUGAUUUUCUUUGUCAUUCAUACUUUUUUUUAAAUCAUGGGCGGAGCUACUGUGAGGCAUUUGUACGUGUUUAGAUCUGGUAGGAUUGUGCUACUGUAUCCAUAGUGUGCCAGCUUUACGCUCUACACCUUAGAGGCUUUAGUGGUGUCGUGCCAAGUUUAUACAGAGUUUAGUGGAUUACGAGACAUACAGGUGUGUGUGAGUGUGUGAGAGUGUGUGAGCUACUUGCGCUUCAGAUGCAAAAGUCGUAUGUCGUACAUUUCAAAGUUUACUGUAUCUUGCCUUGCACUUUACAAAGACGCAAACUUAACGGGAGGGAAAGUACAUUUUACUGUAUGUGUGUGUGAAUCACGUGGUUUACGAGAGUUUAUUUUUUAUUGAUUUAAUGAUGAAAACCUUUAUUUAUGUCCAACAUACACAGAUGAGUGUGUGGGUGAAAUGUAAUAUAUCUAAUCAAAAGGUAACAUUCUGCCAUUGAACACCAGUACGACUGUGCCGUUCCACUGCCACAUCACUGUCUCUGAAAAGUCUUUCGAUUAGGAUUAAGAAAAUGACUUGAUAAAAUUAUUCCAACUUUAAGCCAAAGUUAGUGAAAUUGUCCAGUGUUAUUAUUUAAAAAAAAAAAAUAAAAUAAAGAUGUCAUGUACAGUCUGUAUUUACUGAAUCUUUUCUGUAACGGUUUUGAUUUCGUUGGUAAUUUGUUAUGCUAAAAACUUGACACAAACAGUCUUUUGUGGUCAAAGUUACUUUAACGAGUUUAAAUGUUAACUUGACUCAUGAUUUUUUUCAUUGUUGUUUUUUUCUUUUCAGAAAAAUAAUAAUAUACAUAAUUUGUAGUUUUCAACGGGGAAAAAGACAUUUUAGACUGAGACUCUUUCAGGGAAGAAACUGAAACAACAUUGAUGACUUCAUGAAUCCUCACCCCCUGAUGUGAAACAGACUGUGUGGACAGUGUUGGACUCGAUGUUGCACGAGGUGUUUUAUUGUGUCAUUGUGUGCAGUGUGUAACGACGACGACGUCAGCUCAAACUUUUGGAGAUUAAAUGAAUCAUUGAAGUGUGAA